AAUUCCUGACCUCAGGUGAUCCGCCCACCUCGGCUUCCCAAAUUGCUGGGAAUACAGGCGUGAGCUACCGCACCCAGCCAAGGACCUGGGCCAUUUAAGUGGAGUCCUGAAGGAUGAGUAGGUGUUAGCCAGGCUGAGAAGGAGGGAAUGAUGCUGUAGGCACAGACGCACAGAGGCAGGCAAAGUCACAGGCUGUUGGUUUAGACAAAAAUUGAGACUCGCUGGAUAAAGUGAUCUUAGGGGACCAUCACCAGAGAGGAGACACUGGAGGUCUGCAAGGCCUUGUCCUGCCCCUCCAGGGCUACAGGUUCAAGGAGGGGCUGACUCUUUCUCCUGGAGGCCUCGCAGAACCACAGACCCCAAGGAUGGCUUGGUGUGGCCAAUGUGAGGCUUCUAAGCCUCUGUCUAGCUCUGUGGGGAGACAGGUUGGUGGGGAGAAGCUGGGGGUGGCAGUGGACAGGACAGAGUGUGGGGACAGCUUUGGGAGCCAUGCUAGGCAAGGACAAGGGACAACUCUUGUGGGGAGUCACCCAGGGGGGUCUUCAAUGGUGCUGAAAGCCCCUGACAGCCCUCCUGCGAUAGCCACUGUAGCUCUGCCUGUACCUGGGCCUUCGCUCUGUUGUUGUCCCACCUGCAGGAGUCUGCCUAAAGGGGCAUCCCUCAGCCCUACUCCCUCAUCAGUGUUCCCAGUACCCUCUCCCUGGCACUUCCACUCCUGGGGGGAGGAGGCUGAGCAGGGAGAGAAUGGAACGUGUUCCCCCAGAGGAGCACAGUUCCAGCCAGCGGCCCACUCAGUGAGAUGCUCAGGUACCCACGUCCCCCGCCAGCUGCCAGGGUUCCCUCUCCUUCCUCCGUCCCUCCUCCCAUCUGGGAAGCCCAGCAGUACUGCGGGGGCGGAACAAGGCGGGGCCACGAACGGUUAUAGCUGGGCUCGCAAGGGGACCCACGGCUUGCCUCCAGCCUCCUGCGCUUUGGUACCUGGUCCCGACUCCACUGCGCGCCCAAACCCAGCUGAGCCGGUUCGUCGCCCGCCCCGCCGGGCGGCCGUCGACGCGAGCACCCUGGCGCGGGGCCCUGGGAAGCGGGGGGCUCCCGCGAGCCGGCCGCGGCUGGCACUGUCGCUGCUCCUGUUCCUGUUGCCGCUGCCCGCCGGAGCGUGGUACAAGCAAGUGGCGAGUCCCCGCUACCACACGGUGGGCCGCGCCGCUGGCCUGCUCAUGGGGCUGCGCCGCUCACCCUAUAUGUGGCGCCGCGCGCUGCGCGCGGCCGCCGGCCCCCUGACCGGGGACAACCUCUCCCCCGGACCCGCCGCCCGCGAGGCUCCUCUCCUGCUGCCCUCGUGGGUUCAGGAGCUGUGGGAGACGCGACGCAGGAGCUCCGAGGCAGGGAUCCCUGUCCGUGCGCCCCGGAGCCCGCGCGCCCCGGAGCCUGCGCUCAAACCGGUGUCCCUGGACUUCAGCGGAGCCGGCCAGCGACUUCCGAGAGACGUCUCCCGCCCCGCCGUGGUCCCCGCAGCAAACCGCCUUGGCCGGCCCCGCCUGGUCCCCAGACCGUCCUGACAGCGUUCCCCCGCCUGCGGCGCCUCCGCGUCUGACCCAGGAGGAGUCGCCGCAGCUUCCAGGAGCCGCUCACUGCCCCGGCCUGCCGUCCGGUCAAUAAAAUCCGCCUGACUCCUGCGCCCCCGCGAGCGA
Messenger RNA from Chlorocebus sabaeus (green monkey), 1691 nucleotides. It is a transcript of the gene NPW, whose product is annotated as neuropeptide W. Lineage: Eukaryota; Metazoa; Chordata; Mammalia; Primates; Cercopithecidae. Gene Ontology annotation, molecular function: G protein-coupled receptor binding. Gene Ontology annotation, biological process: G protein-coupled receptor signaling pathway; feeding behavior. The record is from RefSeq and is a predicted model, not a curated record.